AGCUGGCAAGCAGGAUUCGGUGUCUCUGGGUUCAGGAAUCAUCAGGCAGCAGAGAGGACUUGCUCCUCAGCCCCCAUCUCUGCCCCCACCCCUACCCCGGUAGGCCACCGAGUGAGGUCCAUGGACUGGGGAGGGCCGUGCCUGACGGCUUCUGUGUCUGUCCAUGAGGGCCUGGAGCCCUGACCCUCCUGUCUAGGUUUCUGCCUUUUCUCUCUGUCUUUGGCCCACUGGGGGAGGGGGUAGAGGCCGGGUGAGCAGCAUGGCCCAGAGCAAGAGGCAUAUGUACAGCCGGACGCCCAGUGGCAGCAGAAUGAGUGCCGAGGCAAGCGCCCGACCUUUGCGAGUGGGCUCCCGUGUAGAGGUGAUUGGAAAAGGCCAUCGAGGCACUGUGGCCUAUGUUGGAGCCACACUCUUUGCCACUGGCAAAUGGGUAGGCGUGAUCCUGGAUGAAGCAAAGGGCAAGAAUGAUGGAACUGUCCAAGGCAGGAAGUACUUCACUUGUGAUGAAGGGCAUGGUAUCUUUGUGCGCCAAUCCCAGAUCCAGGUAUUUGAAGAUGGAGCAGAUACUACUUCCCCAGAGACACCUGAUUCUUCUGCCUCAAAGGUCCUCAAAAGAGAGGGAACUGACUCAGCUGCGAAGACCAGCAAACUGCGGGGACUGAAGCCUAAGAAGGCACCGACAGCCCGAAAGACCACAACUCGGCGGCCCAAGCCCACCCGCCCAGCCAGUACUGGGGUGGCUGGGGCCAGUAGCUCUCUGGGCCCCUCUGGCUCAGCAUCAGCAGGUGAGCUGAGCAGCAGUGAGCCCAGCACCCCAGCUCAGACUCCCCUGGCAGCACCCAUCAUCCCCACACCGGCUCUCACCUCUCCUGGAGCAGCACCCCCAUUGCCUUCCCCCUCCAAGGAGGAGGAGGGGCUGAGGGCCCAGGUACGGGAUCUGGAGGAGAAACUGGAGACCCUGCGGUUGAAACGGGCAGAAGACAAGGCAAAGCUAAAAGAGCUGGAGAAACACAAGAUCCAGCUGGAGCAGGUGCAGGAAUGGAAGAGCAAAAUGCAGGAGCAGCAGGCGGACCUGCAACGACGCCUCAAGGAGGCGCGGAAGGAAGCCAAAGAGGCACUGGAGGCGAAGGAACGUUACAUGGAGGAGAUGGCUGACACUGCUGAUGCCAUCGAGAUGGCCACUCUGGACAAGGAGAUGGCUGAAGAGCGGGCUGAGUCCCUGCAGCAGGAGGUGGAGGCAUUGAAAGAACGUGUGGAUGAGCUCACCACUGACUUAGAGAUCCUCAAGGCUGAGAUUGAAGAGAAGGGCUCAGAUGGGGCAGCGUCCAGUUAUCAGCUCAAGCAGCUCGAGGAGCAGAAUGCCCGCCUAAAGGAUGCCCUGGUGAGGAUGCGGGAUCUUUCUUCCUCGGAGAAGCAGGAGCAUGUGAAACUCCAGAAGCUCAUGGAAAAGAAGAACCAAGAGCUGGAAGUUGUGAGGCAACAGCGGGAGCGUCUGCAGGAAGAGCUGAGCCAGGCGGAGAGCACCAUCGAUGAGCUCAAGGAGCAGGUGGAUGCUGCUCUGGGUGCUGAGGAGAUGGUGGAGAUGCUAACAGACCGGAACUUGAAUCUAGAAGAGAAAGUGCGAGAGUUGAGAGAGACCGUGGGGGACUUGGAAGCGAUGAAUGAGAUGAACGAUGAGCUGCAGGAGAAUGCGCGCGAGACAGAACUGGAGCUGCGGGAGCAGCUGGACAUGGCGGGCGCGAGGGUUCGGGAGGCCCAGAAGCGUGUAGAAGCAGCCCAGGAGACUGUUGCAGACUAUCAGCAAACCAUCAAGAAGUACCGCCAGCUGACCGCCCACCUUCAGGAUGUGAAUCGGGAACUGACAAACCAGCAAGAAGCAUCUGUGGAGAGGCAGCAGCAGCCACCCCCGGAGACUUUUGACUUUAAAAUCAAGUUUGCUGAGACUAAGGCUCAUGCCAAGGCAAUUGAGAUGGAAUUGAGGCAGAUGGAGGUGGCCCAGGCCAACCGUCACAUGUCCCUGCUUACAGCCUUCAUGCCAGACAGCUUCCUUCGGCCAGGUGGGGACCAUGACUGUGUCCUGGUGCUGCUGCUCAUGCCUCGUCUCAUUUGCAAGGCAGAGCUGAUCCGGAAGCAGGCCCAGGAGAAGUUUGAACUAAGCGAAAACUGUUCAGAGAGGCCUGGGCUCCGAGGAGCUGCAGGGGAGCAGCUCAGCUUUGCUGCCGGGCUGGUGUACUCACUGAGUCUAUUGCAGGCCACACUCCACCGCUAUGAGCACGCCCUCUCUCAGUGCAAUGUGGACGUGUAUAAGAAGGUUGGCAGCCUCUACCCUGAGAUGAGUGCCCACGAGCGCUCCUUGGAUUUCCUCAUUGAGCUGCUACACAAGGAUCAGCUGGAUGAGACUGUCAACGUAGAGCCUCUCACUAAGGCCAUCAAGUACUACCAGCAUCUGUACAGUAUCCAUCUUGCUGAACAGCCCGAGGACAGUACCAUGCAGCUGGCUGACCACAUUAAGUUCACCCAGAGUGCCCUUGACUGCAUGAGCGUAGAGGUGGGACGGCUGCGUGCCUUCUUGCAGGGUGGACAGGAGGCUUCAGAUAUUGCCCUCCUGCUCCGGGACCUGGAAACAUCAUGUAGUGACAUCCGCCAGUUCUGCAAGAAGAUCCGAAGGCGAAUGCCAGGGACAGAUGCUCCUGGGAUCCCAGCUGCACUGGCCUUUGGACCACAGGUGUCCGACACACUCCUAGACUGCAGGAAACACUUGACGUGGGUGGUGGCUGUGCUGCAGGAGGUGGCAGCUGCUGCCGCCCAGCUCAUUGCCCCACUGGCAGAGAACGAGGGACUGCCUGUGGCUGCCCUGGAGGAGCUGGCUUUCAAAGCAAGCGAGCAGAUCUACGGGACCCCCUCCAGCAGCCCCUAUGAGUGUCUGCGCCAGUCGAGCAACAUCCUCAUCAGUACCAUGAACAAACUGGCCACGGCCAUGCAGGAGGGAGAGUAUGAUGCAGAGCGGCCCCCCAGCAAGCCUCCCCCAGUUGAGCUGCGGGCUGCAGCCCUUCGUGCAGAGAUCACUGAUGCUGAAGGCCUGGGCUUGAAGCUUGAAGAUAGAGAGACAGUUAUCAAGGAGUUGAAGAAGUCACUCAAAAUCAAGGGGGAGGAACUAAGUGAGGCCAACGUGCGGCUAAGCCUCUUGGAGAAGAAGCUGGACAGUGCUGCCAAGGAUGCAGAUGAGCGCAUCGAGAAAGUCCAGACUCGCCUGGAGGAGACCCAGGCACUGCUGCGGAAGAAGGAGAAAGAGUUUGAGGAGACGAUGGAUGCACUCCAGGCUGACAUUGACCAGCUAGAGGCAGAGAAGGCAGAGCUAAAGCAGCGGCUGAACAGCCAGUCGAAGCGCACGAUUGAGGGGCUCCGGGGGCCCCCUCCCUCGGGUAUUGCUACCCUGGUCUCUGGCAUUGCUGGUGAAGAACAGCAGCGAGGAGGCACCCCCGGGCAGGCACCAGGGUCUGUUGCAGGCCCUGGGCUGGUGAAGGAUUCACCCCUGCUGCUGCAGCAGAUCUCUGCCAUGAGGCUGCAUAUCUCCCAGCUACAGCAUGAGAAUAGCAUCCUCAAGGGAGCCCAGAUGAAGGCGUCCUUAGCAGCCCUGCCCCCCCUGCAUGUGGCAAAGCUCUCACCCCACGAGGGCCCUGAUAGUGAGCUAACAGCUGGAGCGCUGUAUCGUAAGACCAGCCAGCUGUUGGAGACGUUGAAUCAACUGAGCACGCACACCCACGUAGUAGAUAUCACUCGUACCAGCCCUGCUGCCAAGAGCCCGUCGGCCCAGCUCCUGGAGCAGGUGGCUCAGCUCAAGUCCUUAAGUGACACCAUCGAGAAACUCAAGGAUGAGGUCCUUAAGGAGACCGUAUCUCAGCGCCCUGGAGCCACGGUCCCCACUGACUUUGCCACUUUCCCUUCAUCAGCCUUCCUCAGGGCCAAGGAGGAGCAGCAGGACGACACUGUCUACAUGGGCAAAGUGACCUUCUCGUGCGCAGCUGGCCUUGGACAGCGACACCGGCUGGUGCUGACCCAGGAGCAGCUGCACCAGCUUCAUGGUCGCCUCAUCUCCUAAGUGCUCCUUCUCCUCUCCCACACCCACCCCUUUCCCCAUCCACUUCUACCCUCAGCCCUCCUGGUGCCACUCUGCCUGAUGCACAGCCACCUCAGUUAGUCCCCAUUGUAGAACCGUGUGUGUACAGCUGUUCCUGCCCUACUCAGCUUCACUUCUGCCAGUCAGUGCCCUGCUCCUGCCCCUCACCUUGGGUUACCCUAUUUCCAUUCCCUGGCCUCUGCCAGAAUUUGCUGUUCAGCUGCUCCCUCCUUCCUGAGGGGCCUCAGGGCAUGUGGGGGGUAGGCUGAGACCCCACCACCAAAGGUUCAGUGAGGUCCCCCUGAUAGAGGACUUCACCCCUUGAUUAAAGCAACUUCUGCUUCAGUGCUUUCUGUGUGUUGUUGGGAGUGGGACUUGGGCCUUUCAGCUCGGAGUGGGAGUGGAGAAGAAGGGAUGCUGAGGAGGCUUUGGCUGUGCCAAAUUUGAGAGACCGAUAGAAUGUUCACGUGCAGUAAGUUACUGUGAACAAGGGGGAAAGGGCUGGACCAAGGGCUUGGCACCUAAGUUCAUCUUCAGUUAGGAGAGCUGGGACUUAGGCUCAGCUACCCAACCUCCAUGUGUCUCUCAACCAGUUCCUGUUGACGGCAGAGGGACCUUUCCAGAUGCAAACUGGACCAUGUUAUUCCUUGCUUUAAAUCCUGAAAUGAUUCUUCCAACUAAAAUGUAAAAUUUAGAUAAAACCCUGAAAUAGUUUCUCUAAGUAUCUAGAGUAUAAAAUUUGAAUUCACUAGAAUAGCACACCUACUAGAAUAGGCUGUCUAUGAUUUGGGUCCUGCCCACCUCUCCAUCCUCUUGUGGGUCUACUUGUCCACAUGUGCCUUGUGGGCUAGCCUUAGUGAAUCCCUACAGUUUCUUUGCCACCCUGUGCUCUCUCAGACUCCUUUCCACUGCUCAGAAUGCUAGCCCCCUCCUGCCCUCUGCUCCACCUCCCUGCCCCCAUCCCGCCUCAGCUGACAUCCUGUUCAUGUAUUAAGACCACUCUGACAUUGCCACCUUAGGGAAUCUCCAAUUCCUGUUGCUUGUUAGGUGCUCCUCUUCUGGACGGAGCAGAGAAUAUGAACCUUUUUUCCAGGUGUGCUUGGAUUCAGUUGUUUUGUUACUUGGCAAGGUUUCUAAUCUUAGUCUGUUUCUGAAUCACAGCAUGGAAAGAAUGAUACCUUACAGGGUUGCUGUGAAGGCUAAAUGAGAUAAUGCACAUGGGCUUCUAGCGCCGUGCCUGGUGCACGGCAGGCUUUCUUCUCUUCCCCAGCACACACACCUGCAACACUGCUUUAUGCCAGGAAGCCUCUCUUUCCAUUGUAAUCGUUAGUUAACCCAUCUGUCGCUCACUUUAGACAAACUGAGAGUUCCAACAAGAUGUCUUUUAUUUCUUCAUCCCCCCAAACACAAGAGAAGAGUACAUGUUUGGGGAAGAGAACUGUGAGUUUCAUUUUGAAAAUGAGUUUGAGGUGCUUGUGAGAAUGCCCGAGUGCAGAUGGCCAUUGGCAGUUGGAGCCAGCUGGGUCUGGAGCUUAGGGAAGUCUAGGUUGGAGAUACAGGUAGGGGAACGAGCUGUGUCAUUGGUGGUUGGAGAUUUGGAUGAGGUGUAGUGUCUUAGUUCAGGUUCCUCAGAAAAUUGAGCCGGAGGCAAAGCUGAAGUGCUAGUGCUUAAGGCAGCUGCGAUCUCCAAGCACUGAGAUGGAGGAAGAGGAUUGAGGGAAGCUAGGCAGGGAAGAAAAAGAAAUGAGGUAUGUUUUUAGGAGUUGGCCGCUGCUUCACAAAGACACAGCUAACCCCUUGCCUGUGUGUACCGUCUCUGGAUAGACUGUUGAGAAACACUGUGCCCAGCUGGAACAUUCCAUUGGGAUUGAUGGAAGGAUGGAGAGCAGAUUCACCUCCUCUUCCUCCUGUGUUCUUUUGUUGCUCCAAGUUUUCCCUCCCUCACUUGCGGGGAUUGCAUUACUUGGCCACCAGGAAAGCCGGAUCCCAUGCCCUGCAGCCAUCCAAGUCCUGAAGUAGUGAGGUGAGCAGAAAGGCACUGGCCCAAAGGACUUGGUCAAGGCAGAGCAAGCAACUGAAGGCCUGGAAAUCAGGUGAGGCCUCAAGUCACCCGAGGAGAGUGUCCAGGGCAGGGGGAGGCAAGAGCCCGGGGCAGUCCUGAGUGUUACAGAGCCUGCAGUGGAGCUCAAGGGAGCAUCCAUUGGAGAAAGGUCCCCAGAAGAAGUGUCACAAGGCCAAGGAGGAGAGGUAGUCAGCAGGCUCUGAUACAGCUCAGAGGUCCUGUGGGCUGCAUUCUGGAAAGUAGCACCUGAUUCUCAGAUGCCUGAUGAGCUGACCAGAGCAGUCUUGGUGGGAUAGAGGGAGCAGAAACUGGGGCAUGGUGGCAAGAAAGGGGAGAGAGCAGCGUGUGUGCACUGUGUCCCAGUGUUCAAUCGUGGAAGCUGAUGCAAGCAUCACUACAGAUGGUAAUGGGAGCUCCUCAUGGGGCCCAAGAGGUUUCUGGAAACUGGGAUGUGAUGAUGGGGUAGAGAAGCCUAGUGAGGCACCCUGUACCAAGGAUGGAGCACAGCAUGGGAAGAACCUCCUUUGAUGCCUCCACUCAACUCCCAAUUGUGCCAUGAGAACCAGGCAGACUGGCUGGCGAUUGGCAGGGGCAGGGUAUAAACAGUCUCAAUUUUGUCACCUAGGAACCCCUCUCUUUUUGGGGUUUUCUUGGGCAGAUUCCUAGGGUCAACAUCAAUUUCCCCAACAUAGCAGCUUUGUGAAGUAAGAAUAAGGCUCAUAUCCCAGCUCUUCCUCUUAUAAGCUGUGUGAAUUUGGGCAAGUUGCUUAAGCUCUUGUUUUCAGUUUCUGUAUCUGUACUGAGGCUAAUAGCACCUUCCUCAGGUGGUAUUCCUUCCACAGGUAAUUUCUAGGGGAAGAUUAAAUGAGAUAUCAUGUUUGACACAGGUACUCAAUAAAAAAGGAUAUUUGGGAGAGGCUGAAACUGAAUAAAUGAAAUACAAGUAGCCAUGUUCCUAAGACAUACAUUUAUGACACAGAUAAUCAUAUUUUGGGUCCCAAGGGAUAGGCAGUCCUUGGCGCUCAGCUUUUUAGCUUGUUUUCAUGGUCUGUUACCAUCUUACUUUCUGCCGUCCAGGUACUGUUUCCUCCUACUCUUAGCAGGCCAAGACUGAAGGAGAAUCAAAGGUUUGUGGCAUUCUCCCUCCCCACCCCAAUUUGAAUUUGCUCGCUUGGUUCCCAUUUUCUGUGCUACCCCACAGUGGGGAGCAGGAAUGGAGGCAGUACGGAGACUUGAGUCUCUGCUGGCUGAUCCUAGGAAACGUGCAAGGCCCCAGAGCCGACUGUGCCCUACCCAGCCUUGGAGCUGAAAGUGAACCAAGAGCACGUGUGCUCCACAGCUCCAGGUGCCCAACUGGGGCAGCUUCAGAGGAUGGAAUACCUUUACCCCUGUCAAGUAGGCCCAGGGCACCUAGAGAACAUGGGACCUGAGGGUGAGGGUUCCUCCUACCUUCCUGUGGGUAUUGUGAUCCAUGUAGUUCUCUCCAAUAUGUAUGUUGAGAAACAUGUCGUUCAUCCAGGCUUCUUUCAUCUUUACCACAUGUGCAAGCUGAGACUGGCACUGCUGCUCCCAGGGACAGAUGGCCGUUACUGCUGAGGUGCUCAAAGGGGUGGCCUGGGACGUUUGGCUUCCAUUCCUCUCCGGAAGCCUGGGGAGUUUGGGAGUGAGACCUGGACUCGUCUUGUUUAAAUAACUGGUGUCGGAGUAAAUAUAUGUCUGUCACUCUG
This is a messenger RNA of Lynx canadensis (Canada lynx), 7906 nucleotides long. It is a transcript of the gene DCTN1, whose product is annotated as dynactin subunit 1. Bases 260 to 4099 code for a protein of 1279 amino acids. Gene Ontology annotation, cellular component: axon; microtubule associated complex; kinetochore. The transcript has 32 exons. The record is from RefSeq and is a predicted model, not a curated record. Gene Ontology annotation, biological process: nuclear migration; establishment of mitotic spindle orientation. NCBI's taxonomy places the organism in Eukaryota, Metazoa, Chordata, Mammalia, Carnivora, Felidae.